Molecule: messenger RNA, 446 nt
Organism: Culicoides brevitarsis
Lineage: Eukaryota; Metazoa; Arthropoda; Insecta; Diptera; Ceratopogonidae
Gene: Lamtor3
Product: ragulator complex protein LAMTOR3 homolog
Exons: 2
Coding region: 63-446 (127 amino acids)
Biological process (GO): cellular response to amino acid stimulus; positive regulation of TOR signaling
Cellular component (GO): Ragulator complex
Source: RefSeq, a predicted model, not a curated record
UACUUUUUUUACACCCAGAAAUUUUUUGCAUUCCACAAAUCUCACAAAAUCUCACGGAAAAAAUGUCUGAAGACAUCAAACACUACUUCAACGGACUUCUCCAAAAAGUUUCCGGGCUUUAUUGCAUCUUAGUGACAGAUCGCGACGGAGUUCCGCUGGUCAAAGUCGCAAACGAAAAUGCGCCCGAAGCACUCAUGAAAAAACCUUCGCAACUCUCAAUUUUCACACAAUGCUCGGAGCAGGCGGGCAAAUUGCAUCUCGGCAAGAACAAAAGCAUCAUUUGCAUGUACUCAAAUUAUCAGAUCAUUCACUUCAACAAGUUGCCUUCGCUCAUCGUGACGUUCGUCGGAAGUGAGAAUUUCAAUACGGGCUACGUGCUGUCGCUGGAAGAACAAAUCGAUAAAUAUUUGGACGAUUUACGGGUUGCGGUCGAAGCGUCGUGCUAA